Capsella rubella is the source of this 712-nucleotide messenger RNA. RefSeq lists its product as uncharacterized. The record is from RefSeq and is a predicted model, not a curated record. The transcript is spliced from 4 exons. Bases 43 to 471 code for a protein of 142 amino acids. NCBI's taxonomy places the organism in Eukaryota, Viridiplantae, Streptophyta, Magnoliopsida, Brassicales, Brassicaceae.
GCUCUAGAAUCGUCUUCUCCGGCAACGUCGCCGGGAAAAGAAAUGUUGGCGAUUACGAGAGUGAUAACUCGGCGACUUCAUGGAACAAGCGAUGUUACUGUUUUUCCAAAACUCUCAGGAUUCUCUAUUGUAUCUCCCAAACAUGUUGAGGUAGAGUAUACUGAUGGAACCAAGUUCAAGUUUUCAUCAGAGUUUUUGAGGAUUCAUAGUCCAGCUGCUGAUGGAAAAGUCAGAUCAAUCGGUGGUGAAAAGGUGAUAUCUGGAAGGCGGUAUGUAGGAAUUAUGUCUGCGGAACCAGUUGGAAACUACGGGGUAAGGUUAGUGUUUGAUGACUUGCAUAGAACAGGGAUAUAUCCAUGGGAUUAUUUCCACGAGCUUGGGAGCAAUAAGUUUGGUCUUAUGAGAAGCUAUAUCAAGACUCUUCAAAAGCAUAAUCUAAGCCGUGAACCUCCUCCUUCGAGAAAGAGAUAAUUCUGACGAUCAAAGUGUUUUGAUAGAUUCUUCUUUUGAAGAAAACAGAGAAUCUUCUUGUCUUGUCUCAAAGUUACGGUUGUUGCUUUUUGGUUGUUGGUAUUAGUGCUGAAUGAACUAGAAGUUGUCUUUAGAGAACAGAAUACAAUUAAUCAAACGUUACAUUUGUAAAGAAAAGAUUAUAACCAGUAUAAUCAUUAUUCGUAAACUCAUGCAAAACCCUUGUAAUUUGUGAUCAAAA